UUAGAAACCCGGUACCUAAACAAUGAUUCUCGCUUCCUCCAUACCAAAUAGUCCCUCUCCUGGCCAGCAACCUCUUACAGAGCCACGACAUCCAAAUUGUAGCCAUUUACCUCAUUCGCGACCGAUUUACCCUCCCCCCUCCUGCUGUGCUUAAACGCCUUACGUUGCACGUAUCAAUAUUUAAAUCCCUAUUUUUCAACUUGCGCCAUGAAUCCCCUAAAGCAGUCCCCACCCGGAGACCCGAACGGGGGACUAGUUUACCUCCGGAUAGUGAGCAUUUUACCUUAGGGAGAUCCAU
This is a messenger RNA of Nezara viridula (southern green stink bug), 298 nucleotides long. The record is from the annotation of a GenBank genome assembly. NCBI's taxonomy places the organism in Eukaryota, Metazoa, Arthropoda, Insecta, Hemiptera, Pentatomidae.